GCCCUUGUCAGAUCACAUUUGCCCGGUCGAGUUGCCACAAUUCACGGAGGGCAGAUGGAUCGACGACUACGGACAGAAAUUCCGUGUAUCUACCUCUUCCUCUUGACCUCCCUGUCGCUACGCAUCAGCCCUGAAGCGUACGAUCCCCGGACAACGUUCACCGCAGCGAUAGCACGCUUCUCCAUAUUGCGAACCGACUCUGGACACGUAACUGUUUGCGUGUCCCACAAAAAUGCAGCACCUCCUCAACAAGGAUCCGAGUCAUCCUUGGAGUCAUUUGGUGGCACGCAAGCCUUGCAGCUGAGCGCAGGAGCAGGCAAAUGAACGCCGAUGACUG
Molecule: messenger RNA, 337 nt
Organism: Schizophyllum commune H4-8
Lineage: Eukaryota; Fungi; Basidiomycota; Agaricomycetes; Agaricales; Schizophyllaceae
Exons: 1
Coding region: 55-324 (89 amino acids)
Source: RefSeq, a predicted model, not a curated record